Messenger RNA from Sander lucioperca (pikeperch), 1335 nucleotides. RefSeq lists its product as uncharacterized. NCBI's taxonomy places the organism in Eukaryota, Metazoa, Chordata, Actinopteri, Perciformes, Percidae. The coding region runs from base 132 to 899 and encodes 255 amino acids. The record is from RefSeq and is a predicted model, not a curated record. The transcript is spliced from 9 exons.
AAUAGGAACGUUAGUGUUAUGGAUUGAGUUCUCGAACUUUUUAUAAAACCUGAUAAUAACGCAAAAGAGGACAAUGAUAAAGUAAAGAGAAUUGCCCCCUCUUAAGUGUUAGGCAGUCUAACAGUUACGAGAUGGAUGAUUUUGUGAAGGAGAAACUUCUUGAAUGGAACCUGGCUGAGCUGCUCCCUGCUUUUAAACCUGAGCAGAUUGAUAGAGAGUGCUUCUAUCUCUUGGACGGAAACAGCUUGACCUCCCUGAUACCUCUCCUUGGGCCACGGCUAAAAUUUCAACGCCAGCUCAAAAAGUUGCUUGAGGAUUCAAGCCCCAGCCCCGAGCCGGCUGCCUGCACACCAGCCCCAGAAUUGCCUACAGAGCAACACAGAGUUUCUGUGGAACAAGGAGCAACAUUUAAUAUCCGUGAGAUCCUUAACAAGACAGCUGAUGGAAAAUGCAUGGUUAGCAGUCUUGAGGAACAGAAUCACAUAUCAAUUAAUGAAAGACGUUCCAUGGUCCGGAUACUUGUGUCCCACUUAAUUGAACGCUUUGGAGAGAAUCUAUCUUCAGGUGCAAAGGCUAUGCUGGCAUCAUCAAUUGUGGAUCAGUUUCCAUGCCUGAGGGACUGUCAAGGCACAGGCUAUGACGCAUGGUUCACCCCAGGGAGAAGGCAUAAACCCGCAACAGGCUUUCUGGAAGAUCGUCUCCGCAAUGUCCGAAAAAGGCUCCACUCUGGCAGACGAGUAAAUUUAACAUCACGUGCCACAAGACACCCAAGUCAUUUUACCAGAACCAACUAUAACUCCAUCCAAUUGACGGAGUGGCUGAAAAAUAACAUCUGGCCACAGUCCCAGGUUGGCCAAUACAUGUUGGAGACUGCCAUCCAUAGGGCACAGUGGAUCUGAGCAAAUGGGACUACAUCAAUGCUAGACAUUAUCACAGAGUUUCCACGUUUAGUGGACACUCCAGGCAUGAUUGCGACCAACAUGGCAGAGUACCUGAUGAGAUCCACCACAGAGCACCCAUACGUUCUAAUGCUGGGGGAAGGACAUCAGUGUUCACAAGCUUUUGUCAUUGUAAAUGGGGCAGCCUUGGAGCAACCAUCUCUUUUGGCUGCUGUGGAUGUCUGCUUCAAGGCAUUUUUUGUGUUUGAUGUCAGUUAUCCGAAACCUUGUGCUAAAGUUUGGGAGUUCAUCCAGACUACUGUCUUUCAGAUACCAGGACAUGAAUCAAACGCUGUCAAAUUAAUAAGAGCUCAGAUUGCUACUAUGUAGUUUUUAUGACACACGGUUGAGUUAAAGGUCCUAUGACAUGCUGCUUUUUGGAUGCUUUUAUAUAGGC